ACUGACUGGUCGCUACACAGAUCUUGCGCCAGCACUUCUUGCUAAACAUCUACCAGGCCUCUCCAGUAGCGAUGCCUAAAACCAACAAGUCGUCCGCCUCAUCGGGCACACGGAAGAAGCAAGCCGCAAAAAAGGCCGACAAGACGGGCGAUCCCACCGCUGCGACCAGUAACAACAAAUCUGGCGUCAAGCAACAGCGAGGUCAGAAGAAGCUCUCCAAGGCCGAAAAGAAGGCUCUGAAAGAUGCUCCCAAGCAAAAGAUCUUCGUUCCACCGCCUAAACCGCCGGCACCUGCCAUCCCGGACCCAUUGGACUCGCAGGGAUUGGCGAGGACUCUGCCGGCCGAGUUGGUCGUCGUCCUGAGACGGCUAGGGAAGAAGGACGGUGUGACACGGCGGAAAGGAUUGGAAGAGCUCAAAGAGAGCUGGGUAGAUCUCGUCGCGAACAAAAGAAAGUCGGGCAAACAGGCGGAAGGAGAUGCUGACAUCGAAGGAGAUGGAGUUGAAGACGCUUUGCUCGAGGCUAUGCCGGUCUGGCUCCACAACCUGCCCAGUCUGCUGCUCUCUCCGGGCCAUCGCAGUUUGGCGCUAUCGAUUCACACCUCUUUGAUUUCCGUCCCCUCUAUCGCCUCAUCGCUACGAAAUACCCUCGCACUCGGAUUGUUCGCAGGCGAACAUCAAGGCCGGGAUGUCAUCUCCACCUGGCUCACUGCAUGUGUCGAAGAGAGCGGAAGGAGACAAGCCGGUUUGGGAGCUGGGAGUUCCGAUUCUGCAUUAGGGCGAUUCGAGCGGUUUGUCUCGUGGGAGGCAGAGAAAGAAUCUUCCGAAUCCGAGUCAGAGGGUACGGAAGGAAAGCUGCCUAUGAUAGAACAGCUAGGGCUAUUAGUGGAAUACAUGGAAAUGGCCAUUUUGAACCCGCACGACCUGCACGACGAGGUACAUCCUGCGCCUAAGGCCUCGGGCACGGAACCGUCGUCAGGGACCGCGACGCCUAAGAAAGGAGGAAAGGCAGCGGUCACCCCGAUGAACUUCCCGUCGCUCGCUGCUCUCGGCCCAAGCAAGGUGGACGAAGAAACCGCUGCCGAGGAAGAAUUGCAAAGGGUCGAGCGGGUAUUGAGGUAUAACUUGAGUGGGGUACUUGGAUUGACGUACGUGUUGGGCAAAUUGCCAGAGUCCGUCGAAUGGCCCGAAAGGCUGGGUGGUCUGCUGUCCUCUUCAGGCCUCUGGGACAUGCUGCGUCCUGCCGUCCCGAAGCAUCAGGUCGUCGCCUCUCCUCCUGUUCGAAGAGCGCUUUAUGGUCUACUCUCGAUAUUGAUCUCCCGGUUCCCGGCAAUCUUCGGAGAGAAACUGUUGCCUGUUGUGGGGCCUGCCGUUUUGACGAGUGUCUGGAGAGAGUCCGACGGUAGCGUUUGGGGAGGGACGACCGUGAGCGAGGCUUUGACUAUGCUGGUCACCAAAUUCCGAGGUGUCUGGACUAUGGAGCCGGAUGCCAAAACCUCGAUCCCAGAACAGCAAGCAGGACAAGGGGAAGAAGACGCAGAAUCCGACGAGGAGUCGGAUGAUGACGAGGAUGAUGAUGAGGAACCGCAAGAAACAGAAACGGAGGCCGUCGAGGAGCCGAAGGAGGUAUCAGCUAAACCGGCACGAUACCGAAUGGGCACCGAAGCGUACAACCAGUUCUUGGUGUAUUUGCAACGAGGAUGUAACGGUUGCCCUAGCGAGGGUUAUCCCACUGUCCUGGUGAUACUGUCCACUCUGCCUGCCGAGAUACUCGCCCUGUCCCCCGAUGUCUAUCAGAGGUUCUUUACAUCUCUUUGGGCUGCAUCGGACGCCAAGUUGCUCUCCUCGACCCCUUCGGGCUCUGGUCCCUCUCCAGUGUUCCAAUUCUUGACUGCGACCAUCGACUGUAUCGUCUUUCUCUCGCUUCGAGCGUGGCGUAACGCUGACGAGGCCGAUAAAGAGGGAUUCCUCUCACUUACGACAGAGGAGCUUUCACGAGUCUGGGUAGACGGUGUCCUUCCCGAGACUGGGAAGCUAACCCGUAUGGACCGGUCGAUGUUCGCUGAGCAGAGGCUCGAAUCAACAAGAGAGGCGGUUGCUUUGUCGAAAGGGUUGUCCAGGCUGGCACAGGAAUCAUCGGCGCUCAGCUCACAAAGCAUCAACAGGAUCUGCGAAGGAACUCGUAUAGCAUACGAACGCCCUCAAAGUAACGUCCAGGACAAGUCGCGAAGCAUUCUCAUCCCUCGCUUUACUGUCCUGUCCGAGGCGUUGAAGUCCAAUUACCAAGUGGACGACAUCAUGAGCCGAGCGCUCGACACUCUGACAUGUCAGGUCUACCGAUGCGCCAUAGCAGCAGCGGCGGACCCCGCUUGUGAAAAGGCGACACGCGAAGACUACCUCAAACUCGUUGUCCGUUUCUUCAAAUCUGACGGACAGCUGUUGUACCAAGAAGAAGAUAUUCGAACGCAAACGGUAUCGAUCAUGGAAGCACGACUCCCCGAAAUGUUAUCUACCCUAGAUGACAAUCUCACCGGGCCCUUGUGCCGCGACUAUAUCGGCUGGCUCUCGGAUGCGCAAAAGAAAUCGGACGCAUGGAAGAACAUUUCGCAUGUUGUGGACAGGCUUCCCGUGUCGAAAAAGUUCGACAUUGCUCGGGCUCUGCUUGUUACCUGGAGAAAUACGGAUAUCGAUCUGAGAGCGGACGACACAACAUGGGGCCAUAUCGUGAUGGAGGCUGCUGAGCACGCUGGAGACAAGCAAGACCGAAGUACCUCAGCCGAACAGCUGAUCUCGGCUGUCGUGCUUCACUCUGAUGAUAUUAUCGACAACGACACACGGGACGGACUCCUGUUGUUGAUUACCACGUCGAUAUCGUCGUCAAUCAAUCACAUGUUGGAAGUCGGUAGUGCCGGUGCCAUCGACACGGCCAGUCUUCAAAAUCAGCUCGAUGCUGUCAAAGUUCUCGCGACGCGGCGAGCUGCUGAUUUCAAUCAGUCUGAUCUUUAUCAAAGCGCGAUCAUCUCGAUCUCCGAGAUGGUCUCGUUUGCCGAUUUGCUGGAUCCUCCACCAAGCGACGAAGUACUGCGGGUAUCCGGAGCUAUUUUACAAGACCUGGAAUCUUUGACAUCGUCAAAUUCGUUCCAAUACCGCGCUGCUGCGCAUCUUAACGAUCUACUGGACGAUCAUUCGAUACAUCUAGAUCCGGCGGGCAUGGUCACCUGUCUCUUGUCUCGAAAACAGACCCGCGGUCUUGUCCCGCAGGUUCAUGAGCUGUGUCAGGGAUCGCAGAAGUACCUAAGCGAGCUGUUGCAGCGCUCCAGCACCGCCAGCCCGUCUAUCGUCUUUGACGACCUUCUGCCCUACGAGACCAAAACCUCUGCCUCUGGACAGGUAAACUAUGAUUGGCGAGGAAGAUCGGUAUACGCUCGCAGAAUCGAGGCUAUUGUCGCUCUCCUGCGAUCGGAUCGGUCCAAAACCCGCGAGUCUGUCGAGAUUAUGCAUCACCUGCUACUUGCCGAUCGCUUGCUCCGGGAUUUGAUUGAUUGUGGAGGUGCCGACUGUGGCAUGUAUGCGACAGCAACAUCUCGCGAAUACAUCGACAGUCUCAGCUCCGAGACCAAUGACCUGGUUUCGUAUGCCAUUAACGCCUUGGCCGGCGAUACUACGCCGCAAUGGCACGCCAGUAUCAUGACGUCGUUGUCUAGGAGCGAGGACUCAAGCAAGGAGCCAUCGCUGUUGGGCGACCUAUUCUUGCGCAUCGCAACAUCGGUGGAGUCGGAUCUCCUAUCGCCAAGGAUCCUUCGGUUCCUGUUGUCACGUGUUUUGUCCUUGUCAGGCGAUACUCAGAUAACGGAACGUUGGCUAGCUUGCGGUCAGAACCUGGAGGACAAGAAGCCCAUGACAACCCGAGUCAUUCUACAGGCGGUUGUCCCACGGCUUGAAAAGUCGCCUCGACUAGAUCGGGUCCGCAAUGAUAUUGCCAGUCGACUGACAGCCACCCCGGUUUCCAAAGCUGGCUCGAACGGUCUUCGCCUCUUGUGCAAUCUCUUGGCAACAUCGCCAGGCAUCGACUCGGAGGACGCUUUCUUGCCAGAGCAACGCUCGAUCUUUGUCAUGCAGCACUUGACACAAUGGCUCACCAGUGAUGAUGACGCCGCUGACGACUUACCGGAAGAGGUCGAAGCCAGAAUCUGCCUGCUUUUUGCGGAGCUCGCCCCUAUCGUGCAAGGCCGUCCUGGUGCCCAUUGGAAUUCGAUCUACGACAUGAUUACGAACAAUCUCGAAUCUUGUUCAUUGUCUGAUGAGACUACCUACAAUCUGUCAUUCGCUACGUUGACCUUGAUGUCAAGGGUCUUGGAGCUCAGCACCACGAACAAGGCCUUGGCUGCCGAAUGGACUGACAGAGAUGACCAAAUUCGUCUUCUGGUUCAGUUCCUGUCCUCCGUAAAUGGCGAGAAACAUCACAAGAACGCUGUGCGAGACCGUUUAUUAUCAAAAGCAAGUGACAUGAUCCGCGGGAUGGGAGACAAUAUUCCGGAAGUGCCGGACAUCAACAAGUUGUAUCCACUUCUGCGUUACGACAAUGUCGAAGUACAGCAGAUUGCUCAUCGCCUCUGCCGUAUCUCGAUCGUCAAGCACACGGCGGAUUUGGUCGUCGAGAUGGAAACUGCUAUCGAUGCGGAGGAUUCGAGCAAGACUCCUGUACUGCCCGCGGAGCUAUUAGACAACAUUACGGCAUCAGCGUUCGAAGAUCAGAUCCCCUUUGGUUCACUACUCGCGUGGAUGCUGAUCUUUGACCAUUUCCGCGAUGCCUCCGCAUCGCUGAGGUCAGUCUACAGCGAGCAACUACGGGACCGUGCCGUGGUGCAGGACGCCUUGAUGUCGCACAUCCCGGAUGUCUUGCGACAAGCGUGCAACGGAGUCAAACCGUCCGAUUCGAUGUACUUUGCGGUAGACGAGUUUCACUUGGAGGCUUUGGAUGCCCUGACAGAGCAGACGACGAUCGCCUUGUCGACCCACGUCUUCUACAGGGCGUUGGAGAACGUGCCUCAACUAGUCAGGAACUGGUAUGAAGCUUGCAAAGACCGGCAGUUGGCGAUGUCCUUCAUCGCCAUUGUCACCCGUCACCUUUCGCCAGUCCUGAUAGAGCACGAGUUUGCCGUCAUCCGUCAACCUGGAGUGCUCAGAACUCUCGAAAACGACAGCUUGAGUGUUCGAAUCUUGUCUGCUUCGGCCGAGAUUACGGCGAAAUACAUAAUCGACGAACAACCUAUGGAAAUUGCCAUCAAACUCCCUCAGGAAUACCCACUGCGCAAUGUCGAGGUCAAGGAGGUGAACCGGGUCGGGGUAACAGAGGGAAAGUGGCGAGGCUGGAUGCUGAACGUGCAACAAUUGGUCAUGAGUCGGAAUGGCUUGCUUUUGGAAGCUCUCAAGCUGUUCAAGUCAAACGUAUCUCUGCAUUUCGAGGGCAAGACCGAAUGUUCUAUCUGCUACUCCAUCAUUUCGAUGAACGAUCGCUCGUUACCAAGCCGAGCUUGUCCCACCUGCAAGAACAAGUAUCACGCCAAUUGCUUAUUCACUUGGUUCAAGUCAUCGAACAGCUCGACUUGCCCUAUGUGUAGAAGCCUUUUCUGAUUGACUAAAGUCGUCUGCAUACUGUAUCCUCAUUAGCAUAGUGUCAAAUCUGACAUACACGACCUAUAAUCGAAACGAGUGUAUUUGAAGUGAAUUUGUCAUGCAUGAAUCUAUGACGAUAUCCUGCGCGUUACA
Molecule: messenger RNA, 5768 nt
Organism: Filobasidium floriforme
Lineage: Eukaryota; Fungi; Basidiomycota; Tremellomycetes; Filobasidiales; Filobasidiaceae
Exons: 16
Coding region: 72-5633 (1853 amino acids)
Biological process (GO): rescue of stalled cytosolic ribosome; ribosome-associated ubiquitin-dependent protein catabolic process
Cellular component (GO): RQC complex; cytosol
Molecular function (GO): ubiquitin protein ligase activity; ribosomal large subunit binding
Source: RefSeq, a predicted model, not a curated record